Euleptes europaea (tarantolino) is the source of this 1416-nucleotide messenger RNA. It is a transcript of the gene FH, whose product is annotated as fumarate hydratase. Gene Ontology annotation, biological process: tricarboxylic acid cycle; malate metabolic process; fumarate metabolic process. Gene Ontology annotation, cellular component: tricarboxylic acid cycle heteromeric enzyme complex; mitochondrion. The transcript has 9 exons. Bases 92 to 1396 code for a protein of 434 amino acids. Gene Ontology annotation, molecular function: fumarate hydratase activity. The record is from RefSeq and is a predicted model, not a curated record. NCBI's taxonomy places the organism in Eukaryota, Metazoa, Chordata, Lepidosauria, Squamata, Sphaerodactylidae.
UCCGGGCUCUUUUAGAAUAGAAUAUGAUACUUUUGGAGAACUGAAAGUUCCAAAUGACAAGUAUUAUGGUGCCCAAACGGUGAGAUCCACAAUGAACUUUAAGAUUGGCGGUGUGACAGAACGGAUGCCAGUCCAAGUAAUAAGAGCUUUUGGCAUCUUAAAACGAGCAGCGGCUGAAGUAAAUCAGGAUUAUGGUCUUGAUCCAAAGAUUGCCAAUGCCAUUAUGAAGGCAGCAGAUGAGGUAUCGGAAGGUAAAUUAAACGAUCAUUUUCCUUUGGUGGUGUGGCAAACUGGAUCUGGAACUCAGACCAACAUGAAUGUCAAUGAAGUCAUCAGCAACAGAGCCAUUGAGAUACUGGGAGGCAAACUGGGGAGCAAGGAUCCAGUGCAUCCAAAUGACCAUGUUAAUAAGAGCCAGAGCUCAAAUGACACAUUUCCAACGGCAAUGCAUAUUGCUGCUGCCCAGGAAGUUCAUGAAGUGUUGUUACCAGGGCUACAGAAGCUUCAUGAUGCCCUUGAUGCCAAGUCAAAAGCAUUUUCCAAAAUUAUUAAAAUUGGACGCACUCAUACUCAAGAUGCUGUUCCUCUGACCCUUGGGCAGGAAUUUAGCGGUUAUGUGCAGCAAGUCAAGUAUGGCAUCAUUAGGAUUAAAUCGGCCAUGCCAAGGGUUUAUGAGCUGGCAGCUGGUGGCACUGCGGUUGGCACCGGCCUAAACACAAGAAUUGGUUUUGCUGAGAAGGUGGCUGCUAAGGUGGCUGCGCUCACAGGGCUGCCUUUUGUUUCUGCUCCAAACAAAUUUGAAGCACUCGCAGCUCAUGAUGCUCUAGUGGAGCUGAGCGGGGCAAUGAACACGGUGGCUUGCAGCCUGAUGAAGAUAGCCAACGACAUCCGCUUCCUGGGUUCUGGACCACGCUGCGGUCUAGGGGAGAUAAUCUUGCCGGAAAAUGAACCUGGAAGCAGCAUUAUGCCAGGAAAAGUGAAUCCUACUCAGUGUGAGGCCAUGACCAUGGUGGCAGCUCAGGUGAUGGGAAAUAACGUUGCUGUUACAGUAGGAGGCAGCAAUGGCCACUUUGAGCUGAAUGUCUUCAAGCCUCUGAUUAUUAAAAAUGUACUGCAGUCUGCACAGCUCCUAGGAGAUGCUUGUGUUUCUUUUACUGACAACUGCGUGGUUGGAAUCCAAGCCAACACAGAGAGGAUCAGCAAACUACUGAGUGAGUCACUGAUGCUGGUGACAGCCCUGAAUCCUCACAUAGGUUAUGACAAGGCGGCCAAGAUUGCGAAAACUGCACAUAAAGAAGGGUCAACAUUAAAAGAAACAGCUAUCAAGCUUGGAUUUCUUACAGCAGAACAAUUUGAUCAGUGGGUAAAGCCAGAAGAUAUGUUAGGACCUAAGUAAUUUUAAUAAAGCUCACAGAA